Messenger RNA from Paraphaeosphaeria sporulosa, 1054 nucleotides. RefSeq names its product NAD(P)-binding protein. The transcript is spliced from 2 exons. NCBI's taxonomy places the organism in Eukaryota, Fungi, Ascomycota, Dothideomycetes, Pleosporales, Didymosphaeriaceae. The coding region runs from base 74 to 757 and encodes 227 amino acids. The record is from RefSeq and is a predicted model, not a curated record. Gene Ontology annotation, molecular function: oxidoreductase activity, acting on the CH-OH group of donors, NAD or NADP as acceptor.
UGCUUCUGGAUCUAUCAUCCGCAAGCAUUAUCCAGAACAAGUAUCCAAUGGGCGUCUUGAAGUCGUCCAGGUGAUGAACAUCCAGGACCCAAGCUCAUUUGAUACGGUUAUGCAAGGUGUGACACAUGUUGCGCACAUUGCUUCGCCUUUUGUUCUCCAAGUCGAGGACAUUGAAAGAGACCUGUUGAAACCUGCUAUCGAAGGCACGAGGGGUGUGCUGACAGCAGCACUGAAGCAACCUACAAUCAAGAGCAUCGUAGUCACGGGUUCUUUUGCUACAAUCGCCGAUGCAAAGGGCGGAUACCGCACGGGAUACACUUACACCAAUAAGGACUUCAAUCCAAUAACCUACGAGGAAGCCAAAGACCCCAACCUGGACAUGACGCAAUUUCCUGAGUUACACCGUCACUUUGCUCGAUACAUGGCUUCGAAGAGAUGUGCUGAGGCUGCGAUGUGGGAACUCUACGACAAGGAGAAGCCCUCAUGGACACUGAAUACUAUCAACACUGCCUGGGUCGGUGGACCGUACGUGCUACCGCUCCCCAGCAUUGCCAAGGCCAGUACCAGUACCGGCUUCUUGUACGGUCUUGCGACCGGAGCAGACAUCCCACCGCAGGAAUGGCCGACCUGGAUUGACGUCCGAGACGUGGCAAAGGCGCAUAUCAAUGCGCUCCAAAAGCCCAACCUGAACAAGACCAGAAUCUUGAUCGGCGGUCACAGGAUAGGAUAUGACCAGGUGCGGCAAGGAGAUCGAUGACUUACGUAUCGUUGACAUCUUUUAGAUUGCGGAGAUUGCCUCGAAGAUUCCGGGUGCGACGCCCUCGCAGACUAGAAACAACUUUGAUAUGGACAAAUUGUUCUACAUUGACAACUCUUCCGCAGAAUUGGUCGAUAUCAAGGAAUCUGAUCUUAUUCCUGUAGAGCAAACGGUUAUUGAGACGAUCAAGUACUUCCUGGACCUCGAAGGGAAGAGCAAGGCCUGAAUAGAAUGCGAAAGCGCUUGGUGAUUUUGAGGUUCCGGAGAACUGGUCAAUCACCCCGCAGCGAAUCCGCU